CACACCAACUUUUCCAUCAUAAAUAAAGCAUAGGAACCUCGAUUGGUUUUCAUAACAAACUCCUUCAGUUGUCACUUCAACUUCACGCGUACUUAUAAUAUAUCUGGUCGGAAAAAAAUGGCAACCAAGAUUCUGAUCGUCGGAGGCACGGGAUACAUCGGAAAGUUCAUCGUCGAGGCUAGCGCAAAGGCUGGACAUCCCACGUUUGUGCUCGUGAGGGAAGCUACUCUAACUAGCCCUGAUAAAUCGCAACUCAUCGAUAGCUUCAAGUCUUUGGGCGUUACUUUUGUCCAUGGAGAUCUGUAUGAUCAUGGGAGUUUGGUGAAGGCGAUAAAGCAGGUGGAUGUGGUGAUUUCAACACUAGGUCACGGCCAGUUGGCUGAUCAAGAUAAGCUUCUUGCUGCUAUAGUAGAAGCCGGUAACGUUAAGAGAUUCUUUCCAUCUGAGUUCGGGCAAGAUGUGGAUAGAGUGAAUGCUGUUGAACCAGCAAAGUCAGCAUUUGCUGCCAAGGCACAAUUCCGCAGAACUGUUGAGGCUGCAGGAGUUCCAUUUACUUAUGUUGCUUGCAACUUUUUUGCUGGCUACUUUCUUCCAACUCUGGCCCAGGCUGGAGCCGCAGCUCCUCCAAGAGAUAAAGCAGUCAUAUUAGGCGACGGGAUUCCAAAAGUGGCAUUUAACAAGGAAGAAGACAUUGCAACCUACACUAUAAAAGCUGUGGAUGACCCGAGGACCUUGAACAAAAUUCUCUAUGUAAGGCCUCCUCACAACACACUUUCUUUCAAUGAGCUUCUGUCUGUGUGGGAGAAAAAGAUAGGCAAAACUCUUGAGAAGAUUUAUGUUCCAGAAGAGCAAGUCCUGAAGAGCAUUCAAGAAUCCCCUGUUCCGAUCAAUGUGCUGCUAUCUAUCAGUCAUUCUGCAUUUGUGAAGGGAGAUCAGACCAGCUUUGAGAUUGAACCUUCAUUCGGUGUGGAGGCUUCAGCACUUUAUCCUGAUGUCAAAUACACAACUGUGGACGAGUAUCUCAACCAAUUUGUCUAAACAAAGUCUCUUCGGCCACUACAUUAAGCAUAAUACUAUGUUUUCACUGAACUUGUAGUUUUUCUACCAGGGACUAUGUCGAAUGUUUGGUUGGGUUGUGUUUGUUUCUUGUGACAAUGUUUAACAUUGCAGAGCUUUAGCGUAUGCCCUUUUGUUGAAUAAAAUUAUGAUUAUGGGAUUUUCUUUC
Daucus carota subsp. sativus is the source of this 1225-nucleotide messenger RNA. RefSeq names its product phenylcoumaran benzylic ether reductase Pyrc5. Lineage: Eukaryota; Viridiplantae; Streptophyta; Magnoliopsida; Apiales; Apiaceae. Gene Ontology annotation, molecular function: oxidoreductase activity. The transcript is spliced from 5 exons. The record is from RefSeq and is a predicted model, not a curated record. The coding region runs from base 118 to 1038 and encodes 306 amino acids.